This is a messenger RNA of Sipha flava (yellow sugarcane aphid), 801 nucleotides long. RefSeq lists its product as uncharacterized. The coding region runs from base 115 to 798 and encodes 227 amino acids. NCBI's taxonomy places the organism in Eukaryota, Metazoa, Arthropoda, Insecta, Hemiptera, Aphididae. The record is from RefSeq and is a predicted model, not a curated record. The transcript is spliced from 2 exons.
AAAACCAAGUUUGACAAUGUUCCAGAAUAUACAAACACUGUCGACAUAACUGAACAGCAAUGGAAAAUCAUUGUUAAUCAAUAUAACCAAGUACGAAAAAAAUUGGCCAAAGAAAUGGAUGUAUACGCAUCGAUUAAGUACGCAUUCCUUUAUGGUAUGGGAAUAGAUUUAUGUACUGGAUCUGCAAGCCCCGAUGAAAAAUUAUUGGAAAUUUACAGUACGUCUGACCUUACAGUGUUUUUUGAUCUUAAUGACAACGAUUCAUUGUUAUUAUUGAGAAAAACUGUUCUUCAUAUGUAUGAAAUAUAUAAGAAAUCAUUGACUAUGAUUUAUAUAAAUUCCAUGGGUUAUUCUUCGCAAGACAUAUCAAUGAGAAUUUUGAUAUGGGAGCAAGUGAAUAUAGUUCGAGCAAACUUUGAUUACAUGAGUAAAAAUAUUGCACUGACCAUAGAAGAUUCACAAACAAAAGCUGAAUCUACAUUUAAUAAAGAUACCAAUGACUACACAGAGGCUAUGACAACAUUAUAUAGGAGUGUUAAUAAAAUGCUUCUAACGGCCGUAAAAUCCACCGAAGUACAUUAUCAACGAGCAAUAAUGUUUAGUAUGGAUGGUAGUAUGUUAACAAAUAAUUUUAAUUCAUACGGAGAAGAAUCAAUAGAAAAAUAUUAUAAUGAUGUUCUAUGGUGUAAUCCCAAUGUAGCUGAUUAUGAUAUACGAGUUGUUGAAAAAGAAAAAAGUGGACAGCCAUCGGCAGAUAUUGUUUUGCCAAAAGAUUUUUUAUCCAUUCAUAAUAAAUAAAUU